AUGAUUGGAUUGGUGAAAAGGCAUUGGUGUGGUAUUGGUGUGAUAUUGGUGGAUGCCUCCAAACAAAUUACACCAAGAGCAAAAUUGGCGCCAGUUUCACCAAUCACAUCAACUUCGUCAUUUUCCCCAUUGGUGCCAACUUCACCAAUGGUGCAAUUUUCGCAAUUGGUGCAAUUUUCACAAUUGGUGCAAACAUUAUCAUUGGUGCCAACUUCACCAUUGAUGUAA
Molecule: messenger RNA, 228 nt
Organism: Caenorhabditis angaria
Lineage: Eukaryota; Metazoa; Nematoda; Chromadorea; Rhabditida; Rhabditidae
Source: the annotation of a GenBank genome assembly